Sardina pilchardus (European sardine) is the source of this 3403-nucleotide messenger RNA. It is a transcript of the gene slc6a11a, whose product is annotated as solute carrier family 6 member 11a. The record is from RefSeq and is a predicted model, not a curated record. NCBI's taxonomy places the organism in Eukaryota, Metazoa, Chordata, Actinopteri, Clupeiformes, Clupeidae. Gene Ontology annotation, molecular function: gamma-aminobutyric acid:sodium:chloride symporter activity. The transcript has 14 exons. Bases 151 to 1884 code for a protein of 577 amino acids. Gene Ontology annotation, biological process: sodium ion transmembrane transport. Gene Ontology annotation, cellular component: plasma membrane.
UAAAGUGACAGCCAGUACACACCUCCCACCCUGGCACAAACUGAAGCACCUGCCAGCCAGUCACAGCUCCUACAUAAAGGCACCAGCUAGUCAUGACAGCUCACACUCCUAUCCUCUGGAUCUAAGCUCUGUAACUCUCUCACUGAAAGUAUGUUGGACUCCUCCCAAAGUCGGGCAAUGGUGCCUGUGCUUGAGAACUCUAAGCAACAGGAGAGAGGCCAGUGGGCAAACAAAGCAGAAUUUAUUCUCACAGUGGCUGGCGCUAUCAUAGGUCUUGGCAACAUAUGGAGAUUUCCGUAUCUAUGCUACAAGAAUGGUGGAGGUGCAUUUCUAGUUCCAUAUUUCCUUUACUUGGUGACAUGUGGCAUCCCCCUGUUUAUACUGGAGACUGCACUUGGCCAGUAUACCAGCCAAGGUGGCAUUACAUGCUGGAGGAAGUGCUGUCCUCUGUUAGAGGGCAUGGGAUAUGCCAGUACGAUCAUCAUUAUGUAUGGUGCCAUCACUUACAUCAUAAUCCUCGCAUGGGCUCUCCUGUAUUUGUUCUCAUCCUUCAGUUAUGAACUGCCAUGGGCGAGCUGUAAAAAUAGAUGGAAUUCAGAUAGUUGUGUCAGUUUUGGUAACGCCUCCAAUUUGACUUCACCCAACAACAGUUCAUCUUCGGUCAUGGAAUUUUGGCGGUACAGAGUUCUGAAACUUUCCAGUGGAAUAGACCAACUUGGAAGUGUAAACUGGGAUCUCGCUCUUUGUCUUCUCUUGGCCUGGAUCGUCAUUUAUUUCUGUAUCUGGAAAGGAAUCAAGUCCAGUGGCAAGAUUGCAUAUUUCACAGCCACAUUCCCCUAUGUCAUGAUGUUGGUGCUGUUUGUCCGUGGUGUCACUCUGCCUGGAGCUCUGGAUGGCAUCUUUUUUUACUUGAACCCAGUCCCAGAACGACUAGCAGAUCCACAGGUUUGGAUGGAUGCUGGGACCCAAAUAUUCUUCUCUUACGCCAUAUGCCUUGGGUACCUGACCUCCCUGGGGAGUUACAACAAAUACAACAAUGAUUGUUACAAAGAUUCAUUCUACCUUUGCAUCUUGAACAGUGGAACCAGCUUUAUAUCGGGUUUUGCUAUUUUCUCUGUACUGGGGCACAUGGCUAAGGUGCAAGGUGUUGAUAUCUCUGUAGUAGCAGAGUCAGGUCCUGGGCUAGUGUUUAUAGUUUACCCUCAGGCUGUGACCUUGCUGCCCUGGCCACAACUCUGGGCCAUUUGUUUCUUCACCAUGAUCCUCCUUUUGGGUGUGGACAGCCAGUUUGCCGGAUUAGAGAGCUUCAUGACAUCGGUGACAGACAGGUUUCCUACCGUACUCAGGCAUGGCUGGCACAGGCAGCUCUUCCUAUUGGGACUGUGCUCUUUCUGCUUCCUGAUUGGCCUAUUUAUGGUCACUGAGAGUGGGCUUUAUAUUCUGCUGCUGUUUGACCACUAUGUCUGUAGUGGAGCCACGCUGCUCUUUCUGGCCAUUUGCCAGUCUGUUACUGUAGGCUGGAUUUAUGGUGCCGAGCGCUUCUAUGAGAACAUUGAGGAUAUGAUUGGCUACAGGCCAUCGGUCCUUAUUAAGUACUGUUGGCGCUAUGUCACCCCAACUAUUUGCACAGGAACGUUUGUUUUCUCAUUAUUAAAGUAUAGCCCCCUGAAGUUCAACAACACCUACAUCUAUCCAUGGUGGGCAUAUGGUUUCGGUUGGUUUCUGACUGCUUCAUCGCUCUGUUGGAUCCCCCUGACAAUGGUCUACAGACUCUACUAUGCGAAAGGAACAUUUCUGCAGCGCCUUCAGUUUCUCUCCAGCCCAGCAGAUGAUCUGCCCAUGGCCAAGAGAGAGACAGAAAGACUGCAUCUCUCUACGUUGUGAAAAAAGAUCACUCAUCAUAUCAAGUGCAUUUCAUCAGAAUAAGAGUGAACCCGCAUAUCUUUGUUUUUUUCCUUGUGUUAAAGGAAUAUUGAAUGUUGCCAAAGACACGGGGCUCUAAUUUAAAUGAAUUAAAUCAUUCCAUAAAUAAAGUGUCAUGAACUAAAGCUAAUUUGUGGCGAGUGGGAGCAUUGAGCAGGUCAAAUGAUUGUGCGCAAAUGAUUGUGCUUAUAGAAUCUUGAAAAUUAGAUUUUGCUUCAUUAUUAAUUACGUUUUAGCUAGACUUUACACUUUGCCAGUGAUUUAAAUGUGCCUCCCAUGGUGUGCAAGGAAGGACUCUUUUGCAUUCUUUGUCGAAAUCAUCUAAUGUCAGCUGGGUGUACUGAUUAACAGUCUCCUUGUCAAUGUUGGGAUACUUAAACACAGACUCUUCUGAUAGAUAAGAGACACUGGCAAAUCAUUUUGUGAAGCCAUACUCUCUCCAUAUGCAGAUACAGUGAUGAAGCUUUGUUUUGGAUUGAUUGAUUUAGAUAAGGCCAUGUCCACUUGUUGCCAGGUUUUAUAAUAUAGAUGAAAGAUGAUUUUAUUAUAGAAGUUUGUACUGUAUUUUGGCCUGUCAUCCACAUUAAAACUGUUUUCGGCCUCUGAAACAACCAGUGGAGAUAUUUGAAAACUCAGUUUAGAUAUUUUCGUGUGGAUAGUGGAAAACGUGGGAGUUUUUGGAUUGUGACGACGACUGGUUUUGCGUAUCCGUGUAAAUUGAAUUUUAAAAAUACCCGGCUACUUGUAGAUGUGGCCUAUACAUAGGAAUGCAUUUAUUUUCUUCAUUCUUCUUUCCAGUUAGAGCAUGAUAUGAUUCUGAUUCAUUGGGAUAUAUAGGGCAUUGCGGUACAUACAUGCUUUUUUUGCGGUUGACACACAAUGCGGUUAAUACACAGGGAAUGACUGUAGGCCUGCUUCACUCCUUAUUUUAAAGCUCCAUAAUAUAUAAGCUCCGUUUUUUUUUUUUUUUUUUUUUUUUUUUACUUCUUGCAACUUGGGGUGGUUUGGGUCUUUUUUUCAUAGUUUACAUUUUCAAACAUUUUUAUAUUUUGUAUUGUAAACAUGAGGGUAAAAUGUAUCUUCUAAUAAAUGUCUUGAUAUUUGCAGUACAUAUUUUCUUAUCAAUGAAAGGGUUUACAAAAACAAUGAUAGAAUGCCACAAAGAAAUGACCAAGACAAGGUCAAGGGUCAAUCUCUUGUCUUUCUCAGGUCCUUGGCUUUCGGCAACCUAAAAUACUAGGUCCACCCCCAUCAACUGAACCUUUAGCUGUUCUUCACUGUCGAUCAGAGCCAAUAUCACCUGCGGAUUAAAACACCACCUUCUAAAUACCUCAAGGGUACUCUUCAGCAUGUUGGAUAUUGCUAGUGUAGUUUACUGUACGUAUACUAGUGGGGCAUGAGAUGUGAUCAUUAAAGUCGGUUCAAAUGUAACCUAUGUUAUUUUACAAAUAAAGCAUCCAAGUGAUACCAUGAUACUGCA